Cuscuta campestris is the source of this 1526-nucleotide messenger RNA. The record is from the annotation of a GenBank genome assembly. Lineage: Eukaryota; Viridiplantae; Streptophyta; Magnoliopsida; Solanales; Convolvulaceae.
GCUCGCAAGAAGGGAACUUCAAGAGGCGGUGGAACAUCAAGGUAAGCUCGGUGUCAUAACAUCGAAUCUCCUAACCUAAAAAAGCCCAAGAUUUUCUUCAGCUACUCCAAAUAUAUUUACGGAGUAUUUUUUUACUCGAAUUAUAUUCUAAUUACUCCUAUUCGUGAAAAUUGUUGAUGUUUCAGGUAAUUGCAAUGGUGCAAUCGGUUGAUUUUCUAAGAAUUUCAGAGUAAUUUUGUUCAUUUUCUUUAACCUCUUUUACACUUUGUCUCUGUAAAGUGUUGGAUUUGGUAGGAGUGUUUAUUAUAUUAAUAGUGAUAUUCGGAGUCUAGGCAUGGCGCCCAUCAUCAGGGGUUCAAUUAGCAAAAAAAAGAGGAUUUGUAUUCAAGUCCAAAAUCUAACGUGUAAGGCAGGUAGUUGCUGUAUGAUCAAGGUUCCGGCUCUUGCAACUCUGGGAUGCUUCUAACAUGCUGUUGAUUGACGAGGAGGUAGUGGUAUGUUUUAUUUGGGAUAUUGCUUUGAUGACCGACCAGCUCUCCGCAGAGGUGAAGUCUUGGACACCACCCCGUCGCACCCGAACCUCCUCGCACUUAGCGCUUUUGUUGAAGACCUUGAAAGCCUCAGUGGAUCGCAUACCAAGAGUAGGAAUCAGCCUACACAUCUGCUUGCUAAAAAACGUAAAGAGGAAGAAAGAACUUGAACUUCAGAUUUUAUUUCUUUGAUGGAUUCUAAAAUAUAAAGAGGAACUUGCUGAAUUUUUUAGGGAUGAACUUCGUAUAAUCAUUGAUCCUUUUGAAUUUGUUAUUGUUGAAAAAUUGAAUGCCGUAUUAGAAGUUUUUAAUAACGCAACUCUUACUUUUUCUCAUGUUUACCAACCAACUACAAAUACAUUUUUAAAAGAGUGCGUUACAAUCGCAACAUGUUUUCGUGAAAGUAAGGCUGAUCCAGAUUUGUACCCAUAUGUCUCUCCUAUGAUACAAAAAUGUAAAAUUGUAAAAUGGGAUGAUUAUAAAAAUGGUAAAAAGGUUGAAAUCAGAACAACCAAAAUCUUCUGGGAAGUACAUUACUACGUGGGCAAAACCAUGGGUAGCAUAAUGUGAGGAAGUAGAACAUUUAAAAGCUUAGCUUCUAGUAGAUCCAUCUUAAAGAUGCUCCACCAACCGUCGUCGGCUUUAAUUUGUGGUGGAAGUAGACGGUGGAAUCAUCGGACCACUUAGACUAACCAACCACAAGGACAGGGGAUAAUUCAUCCAGCCGGAUCGGACUGGGAGAAAACUACAAUAUCGCCUAUCCCAUUGUUCUUCGCCUCCGGUUUCCGUUCUCACUCUCACUUCCUCAGUCCUUUGCCCUCCUCUUCAAACUGAAUCGACAAAAUAGGUUAUUGAAUCGCAAUCUCCGUCUUCUCCGUUUUUUUCCGCCCUGUUGAAUCGCUCCUUUCUCGAUCUUCUCCACCCUAUCCUAUUCCGGCUGCUUCUCAGACCGUCACGAGAAUCGGCGGCAAUCAAGUUCCGCAGUACGCUCUUAUA